AGGCCAGGGAUCGAACCUGCAUCCUCAUGGAUACUAGUUAGAUUCGUUUCCUCUGCGCCACAACGGGAACUCCCAAAUACAGAUUUUAUAUUUAUAAAAUUCACUUUCCAUAGUAAGAAGGCCUGGGAGUUUAUAGUACUGCAUCUAAAUAUGUAAUAUUCAGAGUUGUAGUGAUUAGCAUUAUCGAUUGAUUCCUUUUUAAAGGGAGUCGCGUGUUUUACGUAUUUCUAAUUUCACAAUUUUAUUUCUGAGAAAAAGUUAUUGUUCCCACAGUAUAUUGUCUAAACAAUAAGACAUCCACAGGGUGGAUUCUUAUGGCAAUGUUUGAAGUAACAGGGGAAAAAAACUAACAUGACUCUAGCACUAGCGUUUCCAGUCAAAUCCAGUCCGUGGCCUCUAAGCUAAGAAUUGUUUUACCAGGUGUGCAGGGUCUAGCUUAUCAAAUCCUGCACAUUCCAAAGAUAAGCCUGCCCCUUGACCAGCUCCCUAGGAGAUAACCUUUUAAGUUCUUAGAAUAUCCCGCCUCCUGGGUGUGCCUCUGUUUACUUGGAGCCUUGAGCCACAUCAGAUAGUUUAUGAUAACAGUGAUUUUGGGGUGGGGGGACCUUGCACCUCACAGGAGCAGCUUGAUCUCUGGAGGAGCCGGAAGCUGAAUAAGGCCAGCCAAGUGGGUGCUCCAUGCCUGCCAGACCUGCACUGCAAUGGAAGCCCUGGACACGGAGUCUCAGGUAAGUGUCCCUUGUUGACGGGAUGCUCUGCGUGUUGUCCCACAUCUCUUCCGGAAGAAUUAAAUUCGGUCCCUGCAGCUUCUCUGGAGAGGAAACGUGGAGGCUUGUGCAGGUCUCCUGGACUCUUCCUGGUGCCUUUUACAUUUGCUGAUUUUAAAUUUUAUCUUUUUGCUGUAAACUGUAACUGUCAGCCCGACAGCUUUUCUGAGUUCCAUGGGUCAUUGAACUAGAGAGUAAUCUGGGGGCCUCUGACAUGAUAUAUUUAAAGGACUGUGUUUUUAGAAAGAAUAUGCAGGAGUUCCCAUUGUGGCUUAGUGGGUGAAAGACCUGACAUUGUCUCUGUGGGGGUGUGGGUUUGAUCCCUGGCCUCACUCAGUGGGUUAAGGAUCUGGUGUUGCUGCAAGCUGCAGUUAGGCAUAUGCAGCCAGUAAAAUACGUUUUUAAAUAAAUAAAUAGAAUAUGCAGUAGAGACCAUAUGUGUCCUGAGAAGCUUAAAACAUUGCUGUUUGGCCCUUUACAGAAAACUGUUUCCAACUCAUGCAGAAAUGUAACAAAUAAAUACCUAUGUUAUUUUCACACAUUGAAGACAUAACAAUUAAAAUGGAUGAAUAGCUAUGUAAAUAAAUCUCAAACUGUUUUAAAUUAAAAAAUGUAGCAGAAGAAUAAAGCAGUAGGAUACUAUUUAUGUAACUUAAACUAUUGUUAUGAUUAAAUGUGUACGUAAAAUGUAAAAAGCACCAAGAAGGAUGUCCAGGAACCUCAGGAUUGUCCUGAGCUCCAGGGGAAAAAACGGAAUGGAAGGUAAGAAAUUUGUCAGAUUUCAUCCUUAAAAAGAGAGAUUCAGGGGAAAUAACUGAAUCUCAUGAAACAAAUGAAAAGAGUUUAUUUUACUGACUCUUUUGUUUCUUUCCCCAAUCAGCUUAGCUUGGAACUGUAGAAUGAUUGUGAUAAAGAUCUCGGCGGCCUCCCAUUCUUCAGGUUCUCCGUCAAGGCACAGGUCUUGGUCGGUGAAUUGCCCAAAGUCAUGAUAAACUCUUGUUUUGUUGUUUUUGCUUUUUAGGGCCACACUCGCAGUGUAUGGAGGCUCCCAGGCUAGGGGCUGAAUGGGAACUACAGCUGUCGGCCUAUGUCACAGCUCACUGCCACGCUGGAUCCUUAAUCCACUGAGCGAGGCCAGGGAUCAAACCCACAUCCUCAUGGUUCCUAGUCGGAUUCAUUUCUGCUGCGCCACGACGAGAACUCCGAAUUCUUGUUUGUUUAAAGAGAGCAUUCUGUAGGAAGUAUGUUAGUGCUGGCAGGGUCAGUAAUUUUGAACUAUGGGAACCUCUUAAAGGAGUAAGGGCUAUGCUAAUACAUUCCAGAGCUAUAUCAAGUUCUCUUUUAAUUCUGUCCAUCUGUAAAUUGAAGACUAUUGAGAAAUAGGUAUGGAAGAAAGAGAAACAUACAUUCUGAGAAUUCAUGCAGCUAGCUCUUUUACAGAUAGUAAAGCAUGGAUAGGGAGUUCCCUGGUGGCCUAGCGGUUAAGAACUCGGCAUUGUCACUGCUGUGGCUCUGGUUCAGUCCCUGGCCCAGGAACUUCUGCAGCCCUGGGCACAGCCAAAAACAAAGAAAAGCAUGCACGGCCUCAGGGAUUAAUAUCCUUUAUGCUGGGGGUGAGCUGCUUAAUGCACUCUAGGUUUACAGUGGAGGCAAUAUACCUAAUUUGUAUUUUCUUAAAAUUUCUUUUGCUCUUUGAAGCAGUCGUAGAGAUCAUGCCAAGUUUAGUGUCUGCUGAUAUGUAGACAAUUUAAAAGGUAUUAAAAGUUAAGGAGAUCUAGCUGUGGCUCAGCAGGUUAAGAACCCAACUAGUCUCUAUGAGGAUAUGGAUUCAAUCCCUGGCCUCGCUCAGUGGGUUAACAGGAUCUGGUGUUGCCGCAAGCUGUGACGUAGUCAGAGAUGUGUCUUGGAGCCAGUGUUGCCAUGGCUGUGCUGUAGGCUGGCAGCUGCAGCACUGAUUCAACCCCUAGCCCUGGGAACUUCCAUAUGCUGUAGGUGCGGCUAUAAAAAGAAAAAAAAAAAAAAAGAAUUUAAAAAAGUUAAGUACUAGUAAGAUCUUAAGUAAUCAUCAAAUAAGAAAAUGGGUUUUUAAAUGUUGUGUAUACUGUAAAUUAGGGUAAAGUGGUACUACCACGAGCCACACUGAAUUCAGAUUUCUAGUAUAUAAGUUUAAUACCUUACCUACUAACAUUCAGGGAGUUACUGGGAGAAUCAAAUGAGAUAAUAAACAUUUAAAAAAAGAAGAAAUGCUUUAUAAAUGUGGAAAUACUGUGUAAAUGAGUCUUAUAAAAGGUAGUACCAUCACCCUGACUGUGAGGACACUCGCGUGGGCUAAUUAUAAUUGUGAAGGAGAAAAAAUGCCUUCUUGGUUUCCUGAGACCAGAGGUGAAUUGAUUCAGCUACAAAUAAGAAAAGUGAUUAAUACUCCUCUAGCUUUUUCUUUGCAUCCCAUAUCAGGUUGCAUGAGAGAUGAGAAAAGAGACAUAGCUCCUGCCCCUUUUACCAAUUCAGCAUUUACUGAGCACCUACUCUGUGUUAGGAGGAGAGGAGCUAAGAACUUAAUAUAUUAAUUGUUCUCAUACUUGCCUAACAAGGUAUUAUCCUUGUUUCAAAUGGAAAAAAUAUAUAUGCUUCAAAAACAACCUACAGGAGGUUCCCUUGUGGCCCAGCAGGUUAAGCAUCAGGCAUUGCCCCAGCUGUGGCUCUGGUUACAGCUGUGAUGUGGGUUUGAUCCCUGGCCCAGGGAACUUCCACAUGCCAUGGGUGUGGCCAAAAAAAAAAAAAAGAACAAGAAGGAAAAACAACCUACCAUACAAGAAAGCUAGGAUCCAAAUGCUAAAUAAUCCAGUGAAGCGAACCUAUGGUAGAGGAGAUGAGUGAAAGAAGACACUAGGGUGGGUGGAAGCGGUUAGGGAGGCCUCUGAGGACUUCGAGGGGGCCCUGGAGGGUAGCUGGAAUUGGGUAGGUGAAGAAGAAUUGAAUAUUGUCAACAAGGGGAUGUGGUAACUAUGGUUACCGUUUACUGGGUUCCCUACCUGGUUAAGUCUAACAGUGGGCAUCCUGGAGCUGAGAACACAGUCACUUGGUCCCAGGACAAGAGAUGGGGGGAGUGAAUGGGGGCGUUACUCCCUCAAAUGGCAACGAGAAGUGAUAGAAGAUUCUUCUCAUUUCCAGAACCAAGAACAAGGCCCAGCCCAUAAUCAGGAUAGAGCCUUCGCUGUUAACACUCAUAGUUUUGUAAACACACCACAUGAGGGAACCAUUUAAACAUUUCAUGGAUGGCGGCUGGCUUGUUUGUUUCCUUAAGUCUGUCCUUUUAUUUUUUCAUUUAAUUAAGUUUUUUCCCUUGUGAUGAGAACUUUUAGGAUCUGCAGUCUUAGCCACUCUCAACUAUACCGUAUGUAUUACAGCUAUAGUCUCCAUGCUGUACCUUAUACCUACUUAUAAGGAGGAGAUUGUACUUUAAAAAAAGCCUUUAUAAAGUAGCUGUUGAGGUGGGGUGGGCAGGGUGGGGGGGUUGAAACAGGGCGGUAGAAUUUAGUGGACCUGAGUACUGUACCUUAUGCCUUAGCACGAUUCACUGAUGACAUACAUUUAUUAUCUGCACUUAUAAAUUACAUGGAUGUAUUUGCCUCUCAGUCCCAUUGGUCCUAUCUUUGUGGGUAUAAAAUAGCUGAUGUGAGGGUACUUUGAAAAAAGCAUGAAGAUUGACGUAAAGGCUGUUUCACGUUCCAGCGGCGCUGACAUCACUCCUGCCGCAGAGAUGAUCGUAGGGCGUUUAUCAAAACACAUGCUCUAAGCGAUCUUAAAGGCUUUCCCCCAUAACUUUAAAUGGCUUCUAAAAUAGGUUUCUGUGUAGUUUUCAUUUCUUUUGGCAAUGAUUUUUAAAGAGAACUAAAGCAUGUUCUGGCAGCCCAGCUUUCCAAGUAGACGUGGUAACCGGAGCCUCAUUUUGGACGUAAGGCACCAUGAGUGUUGUAACUGCUCAGUGCUCAUGUUUUCAAUAACAAGGUUAAUGAAAAUAUAGAUGGAAAAUUCCCCACCCUGCACGUUCUCCGCUGGUUUCCAGAGUCAGAACGGCACGUGAGCUACCAAACGAAUAGGUCCGUGCACCUUCCUGGCAUCUGGCACUGCUUUUACCUGUCCAGCCGUGCUCUGUAACAUUUUAACCCACAUUCCACCAGCCGAAUUUUUUUUUUCUUUCUUUUUUUUUUGGUGGGGGGGAGGGGGCGAUUGUUUGUUUAAUUUUUUUUUUUUCCACCAACCUGUUUUGUUAGAUUUCACUUCCUGUGGUUUGUAUCGUUAAAACAGCCCACAGGUUCUUCAUGAUCUAAAUUUUCAUUGAAACUCACUUCUGUGAGUCUUCAGGGAAUGAGGCAGAAACAGCACAGUCUCUGGCUCUUGCCCCUCUGAACAUGGACUGGAAAAGGAUCAGACUCUUUGACUUAGCACAGACACUUCCUCCUCUAAACCAGUGGUUUUCAGAUAUUUCUUUUUCCUUUUUUUUGUCUUUUUUUUUUUUUUUUUUUUUUUUUUUUUGUCUUUUUGGGGCCACACCCAUGACAUAUGGAGGUUCCCAGGCUAGGGGUCAAAUCAGAGCUACAGCUGCUGGCCUACACCACAGCCACAGCAACACCAGAUCCGAGCUGUGUCUGUGACCUAUACACCACAGCUCACAGCAACGCUGGAUCCUCAACCCACUGAGUGAGGUCAGGGAUUGAACCCGCAACCACAUGGUUCCUAUUCGGAUUUGUUUCUGCUGCGCCACGACAGGAACUCCCAGAUUCUUGGAAGAAAUCUUUCACCAGCGCCCAAACAUGAGGCACCUGCCUGUGAGGCCACCUGCUAGGCUGCUUCCCUAGUCUCUGUUCCCAGCAUGGGACAGGCACGACCAGGCUGCCACGAAUGUAAGCCCACCUUCCCUGCCUGCCUCGGCUUUGACCGCUGGCCUCAAGGAACUUUCCAAUCCAGCCAUUCUUCACCCUGUUUCAUUCUCCAAGAAGUCCUUCUGUUUUGCAGUCCUCUGCCUUUGCCUAAGCUGCUCUUGUAUUGGGAAUGCUCCCGGACCCUCCUGAAUCUUUAUUUUGAUGUCUUUGAUAUGACCUUUUCCUAGAAGUCUUUCCUGAUGUCCUUGUCUGGCCACCCGGGCUCUCCAUUCUGUCCCUCUACACUGUAAUGGCUAUUUACUCCCACAUUGCAGGUGUGUUCUUUCUGAGGACAGAAACCCAUUCUCAUCUGAUAUUCUGCCUCCUGUGUUAGGUGUGUGGUUGGUAAGAACAUCAGUAGUGUUUACUGGAUGGAUGGACAGACGGACAGAUAGAAGGAAUUUACCAACAGCGAAGCGAGUGAAAUGUCCCAGUGCCUUGAACCAAGAAGCGGAGUAGAAGGAACUGCUGGUGAAGGGAAUUCUCUUCCUAGGGCCGGCUGCUUUGGAAUUUGCCUGUAGGUUAAGUGUGGACCUGACCCCACUUCCCAGAAUUCAGUCAUCACUGAGUUAGCCCUGGGGAGCGGUCCAGCAUGAGUCAUAUGCCUUCUUCCCAUAUCUGGUGCCGUGUAUUUAUAGCUAAUGCUGGUGGUUUGUCACUUGCUAAACAGCAGAAGAAGAAUGACUGCAUGAAGGCCAAGCAGAAGACUAAUGGAAACGGUUUUAAUAAUUAAUUUUUAAAAGGCUUAUGAAUGGCGAGUCAGCUGGGAAGCUAUAGAAACAUUUAAGCUGAAAUUUCAGCUAAAAGAUGCUGCUCUUUGGAUUCUUCUGGGGUUAAGUGGGGGUAAUUUAAAGCUGGCAGGAAGAAGGCCCAUGAUACAUCGUUUUGCUUGCCUUCCCCCCCCCCCUUUUAAACAGCAAACCAUAUCCUUGAGUGCUGCAAGAUGAUGGGAGCCAAUGAAAUGUGGAAUGGCAUGGAUGGGAAGUUACAUUACUUAAUAGGUAUUAUUUUAUGGUAUAAUACAGUUUUCAAAAUCACUCAGAUAAUAUUUAACCUUCCUUUUCCUUUUAGCCUAAUUGGCACAUGUCUUCCUCCAGAUAAUUUUCACAGAGCAGAAAGUUCUAUGGAGGUUUUCUACUUAAGUUUUCCCCUUCCAUGAGUAUUUCAAUUGAUGGGUCUCAAGGAGCUCUCGGUAAAAUGUUAACAAAAGUUAAUUUGUAAAUGCGGCCACUCCCCUCUGUGAAAGAGAGAAUGGAACUCGCAUUUAUUGAGCAUCUAGAACGUUCAAAACAUGGUUAGGCAGUUUUUCAUGAGGUGUCUCAAGAAGUCUUCUCCACUGCAUUGAAAAGCUAUCGCCAUUUCAUUGAUAGUCUUGGCGAGGUUAGGCAGUUGUCCAACUUACACAGCAUGUGGCCCCAAUAGGGGAUGGAUCAAGUUUCAUCUAGCUUAAAUCUCCAUUUUUGCCCCAUGUCUUACUGUGUUCCAGUGACCCUGUAGUCAGAAACCUUGUUAUCUAAAUAUGGAAGCAAAAGAAGUGCUCUAAGAUGUUCCUCUCUCUAGCUCUUUCCUUCUUUUGGAGAAAACGAGCAAACCUGCCCCCCUGGCUCCCCCCAUCACUAAUCUGUUCAGUGCCCAGACCGAUGUUGUAUAAAAAGAUGAUAAUUUACAUUUGGAUAGUAAUUCAGGAAUUUACAAAGAGUCUGCAACCUCUCAUUUCAUCCUCAUUUUACAGCAGAAGAAAAACUAAAAUCCAAAUAGAUUUGUGACUUAAAGUCUCAUUGUUAAUUAGUAGCAGGGGACUUAACUAAAUCCAGAAUCCCUGAUUCCAAAUACUCUUUCCAUUGCAUCCUCAAGUGAGAACAUGUGUGACUUUUCUCUAAGGAUGAAGAGGAUUUCACUCUCCAGAGCUCCAUUUGUUUCUUCUCUUAUCUUAAGGAGAGCCUAUCCUGCCAAGACAUGGAAUUUAUUACCCUCGGAAUAAGCUUCACUCACAAGCCUCUCCAUACCCUACUGUAAUUAUCUGGAUGUGCAGAUACUAUUCUCCGUCAAAAAAACGUCAAAACAUUCCACAAAUGGGCGUAGUGGAACACAUGCAAAUGGUUAAACCAUCAUUAUUUAUUCCCAGUGAUAUGAGGGUGGUCCUCGGCAGAGCAGAGAGAGGAGGCUCAGGCGAGAAUUCCACCCACUAAAAGAGAGCUGCUCCCCCCUGCGACUUCUUAUGUAACUGCUACUGAAGUCCACGGCUAAGCAAGCCCAAGUCUUUUCCACAAGAUGUCAGAACAGGAGUGAGGACCCUAGUGGUUGUCGAGUCUCCCCUUCACAUUGUACUUUAAGAAAAUGAGGAGGAAGAGUUCUCUUGUGUCGCAGUGGGUCAAGGAGUGGGGCGGGGGGAAGGCGUGGACACUGCAGUGGUUCAGGUCACUGCUGUGGUUUGGGUUCAAUCCCUGGCCCAGGAACAGCUUCCACAUGCCAUAGGUGCAGCAAAAAAAGAAAGAGAAAUAGACUUCUCAAUAGAAAUAAGAGAAGCAAAAGACAGUGAUGAAAUGGGCUAAAAGGCGUUCAUUGCCAGUGCAGAGUUCAACACACCAAAAAUACCCUUCAAGAAUGAAGAAAUACAUUUUCAGAUGAUAAAAUCAGUUUAUCACCAAUAAACCUGCCCAAAGGAAAUUCCAAAGAUAAAUCCAAGUUGAUUGAAGUUUAAUGAUGCAAGAAUAAUUGAAGAGCAAAGAAAGUGACAUCUUGUGUAGUUAAAAAUAUUUACAAGAGAACUGAAACACACGACAACACUAACAUAUAAAUCAUAUAAACUUCAACUGUUUACCCAAGUCCUCACAUCAUCUGAGAGGAGACUAAAUGUAUUAACUCACAUUGGACUCUGAUAGGUCGGCAAUGCAUGGUUUGCUGUAAGUGACCACUAAAGGGUAAAAAUAUAUUACUUUCAACUGACAGUCCAAAAUGGGAUGACGGAGAAAGACAAAAAUCUAGAGGGGGGGUGGGACGUAGGACAUUCUAUUAACAUCAAAUGUAAAUGGAGUAAAUGCUCCGAUUCAAAGACAAGAAUUGUAGGGAGUUCUCAGGUGGCCCAGCAGGUUAAGGAUCUGGCAUUGUCACUGCAGUGGCUCAGGUCACUGUUGUGGCACAGGUUCGAUCCCUGGCCCGGGAACUUCUGCAUGCUUCACGCAUGGCCAAAAAAAGACAAGAAUUGUCAAACUAAAAUUUUAGAAGUCCAACCAUAUGCUCUUUAUGAGAGAGACAUCUAAAACAUAUGGAUACCAGUAGAUUGAAAUAAUGGAAUUAAGUUACACCGUGGUAGGUAUUAUUACAUAAAACUUAAGGCAGAAUGCAUUACUAAGAGUAAAGGUCAUUGUAUAAUAAAAAUUCCCAAUCACCAGAAGUAUCUACUAAUUCUAGAUUCUACUUACGACUUCAAAACACAUGAAGCAAAAAUUGGUCAUCUACAAGGAGAAAUAUAUAAAUGUACAAUCACGGCGAGAGAUUUUAACACAUUAAAAUCCCGAGGGCAAUCCUUACCUCGUGCAGGAUGAGAACCAAGCAGUAGAAAAAUAAUCACCAUGUCACCCUCAAGUGGUGAUUCUACAUGGCUCUUCAGACAGUCCCCAGAAAAGUAAAGCCCAUUUCCUCUCAGCAGAGAUCAGCUCAGUAGAACAUUGAAUUGGAUUGUCUUCCUUCCUUGUCUUGCUCUCCCCAGACCCCGUUCUUUUUCCCUUGGACUCAUCCCAGAGUAAAUUCUUGCAUGCAAAGUACUUCUCUCAACCCUGCUACUUUGUGGACCCAGGCUAAGACACUUGGUGAUACAAGCAGUUCUACAAACAAACCGUCCAAAUGGAUUCUAGUAUUGGACCAACUGGAUCCAGUAAGGAUCCCAGUCAUGUUGGUAAAUGGGGUGACAUUAACCCUUGGCACGCAGCAGCAUCACAGUUGCUGAGGUUUUCACCAGCAGUGAAUUGGAAUGGUGAAUUCGGAAGAUGAGGCAUUGCUUUAUGUAGUGGCAAUUCAUAAAAAAAUACGUGGUCAAUGUUAAUUAUAGGGAAUGUAGAGCUGGCUGACUCUGGUUGCUGGUCUUUAGAAGUCUUGUGAGAGGAGAGGAAAAUGGCAGCUUGAUUGGCCAACUGUCAACCUCAAGGAAUGCUGUGCAACUGGGAAAGUUUCCAGGACAACAGAGAAAUGUCCCUCUCCCCCCAACAGCCCUAGGAAGAUAGUUGCCAUUCAUCCUAGGCUUUAAUUGUGAGUACAGCUCGGUUACCAAGGAGAACACAGCCUUAAGGAGACUCUGAGGUCAGUGUCAGGGCCCAGCUAAGGAAACAGCAGACCUUGAGACAUGGGGUAAGGGUAUUUGAAUGGACAAAUCUGAGACCCUUGAACCCCACAUUCCUCUGAUCCCAGGAACUGUCCCUCCUCUUUCCUGGAGAAGGAAUGAUCUUCCCUGGCUGCAGACACUGCGAAGACACCACUAGAGGCAGGAGCUUCACAAGGUGGGGUUCGUCCUAAGAUCUGCCUCUACCUCCUUUGUUUCCUCCAGACCAGCCAUCAAGUCAGGCGCAGCCCAAGCAAGAUGAUCCAGCUCCUCCUUUCGGGAGAUACCGUGUGUACUCCAAGGGUCGAAAGUGUUGGUUAACAGGCACUAAAGGUGAACCAGAGACCUCAUGUUGGACUGGGUCUUAAGGAGCAGCCAAGGAAAGAUGCCUCCUUGUGUUUCAGUUUCUUCAACUGGCAAAUCUGAUUACGAGUGCCUGUCCAACCUACUUUAUAUACUUAUUAGAGUAAAUGAAGAAAUUAAUAUUAUAGUGAACUCUGCUAGGGACUGUACUAGGCACUUCACGUAAAUUAUUUAAUUAGGAUAAAAUUGGGCACGUGUAAACACUUAAUCUAGUUCUAAACUUGUUUAGAACACAAACACAACAUUGUAAUCAACUACACGCCAAUACUUUUUUUAAAAGAAGACUUAAAUGUGUUAUUUUUAAUAGCAUGCCCUAGGAAAAAUGCAGAUUUGUGAAACCUUGUUGCCUAAAAGGAAAGAAGAAAAGGAAGCCGGUGUUUCAAAAACUCAGACAUAUUAGAAUAUGGCAUUGAGUAAGCUGUUGUCUUGUUUGGGGGAAGGUGGACCAUCUGAAGAGGGCUUUAGGGACAGUUCUAGUCAUUGACCUUGGGAGAAGCAGGGUAGAAACAGUGCUGCUGCGGAAGCUGAGAGAGCAGUUCUGUGUCCAGUGGAGCACAGUGAACUCCUGGGUGGCACCUGUGGUGUCUUGGGUAACGCAUGGCCUCCCACCCAGACUGCCUCGGUUGGAAUCCCAGCUCUGGCGCUCAGCCCACUGGGGGAUAUUGGACAGGUAGUUACAAAACUCCAUUUUAUGGAGUUCCCUGGUGGCACAGCAGGUGAAGAAUUUGACCUUGGUAGUGCUGCAGCUCAGGUCACUGGUGUGGCAUGGGUUCCACCUCUGGCCUGGGAACUUCCGUAUGCCGGGGACACGGCCGAAAAAAAAAAAAAAAUCAAAACCAAAAAACCCUCUACUUGAGCUCUUUCAUCUGCAAUACAGUAGUAUCUAUUGCAUAGGAUGUUUGAAGAUAGAAUGGUUUAAUUUAGAAAAUGAAUGGUGACAAUUACUAUAGAAGCACCAGAAAGCCUGCUUGUUCUGGUGGAAUCAUGCAUGUCCUACAUGGUGUCUAGAAUAAAGGAGAUUCUUAAGAUGGAUAUAAAUUGGAUAAAUGAAAUGCCCAGAUAUCAGGGGUAUACAUGAGACAGGAUAGCUGUGAGUUGGAAAUGGUUGAGGCUCAGUAGUAGGUACGUGGAGAUUUGUUAUACUAUUUUCUGUGCUGUUGUGUACCUUUGAAAUUUUCCUUACUAAAAACGCUUUUUUAAAAGAAUGUUGUAGCUCAGCGGGUUAACCCAGCUAGUAUCCAUGAGGAUGCAGGUUCAAUCCCUGGCCUCGUUCAGUGGGGGUUAAGGAUCUGGUGUUGCCUGAGCUGUGGUGUAGGUCACAGAUGUGGCUUGGAUCCUGUAUUGCUGUGGCUGUGGCCUAGGCCAGCAGCCGCAGCUCUGAUUGAGCCCUUAGCUUGGGAACCUCCAUAUGCCUCAGGUGCAGCCCUAGAAAAGAAAAAAAAAAAAAGAGUUCAUUGAGGACUAACUGAAUGGCUGAAUGAGGGAAGAAAUAGGUAUUUGACAGAACAAAACACGGCCCAAGUUCAAGUUGCUCUCCCAGGAAAACUCAGGAAGUAACCUCCAGGUACAUAAACACACUCCGCACAGGCACGAGGUCGAAGCCUCCAGUGCACAGACAUUGUAAAGUUAAACAGUAGCUAAAAUAGCUCAGCUGCCAUGUGGAAUGAUUAGUUUACGCAGCCUCGAGACACAAACCUGAUGUGCAGCUCGUUUAUUUUUCAUACUUACAUAAAGCCGCAGCACCUGUGUUUGGGGAUGGAGCUCUCACGUGAGCAGUUAAUGAAGCGCAACUGGUAAGCAGAUGUUUCUAGAAACUCUGCUUUUGUUGAUUUCACACUGUACCCAGGUGCUGGCAGCCAAUCGAUUAAAAAAAAAAAAAAAAAAAAAAGCAAUUAGUGCCCUGAUAGUGGUAAGAGUUUUAGAGUCUGAAUGGUCUAACUCACGUCUAAUUUUCAUCCGGGUACCAAGUCUAAGACACAUCUGGGUCUGAAUCCUUUUUCCUGCUCAAAAGUUGUGUGGUUUGGGGCAAGUUUCUUAACCUGUCUGGGCCUCACUUUCCUCGUUUGUAAAGGAGAGAUAAUACCAGUCUCCCAUGAACUGGUGAAUAUUUAAAACUGGCUCUCGGCAUUGGGGAAAUAACAAUUAAAAAAAUAAAAUAAAAUUGGCUCUCGGGGCAAAGAAAAAGAAAAAAAAUUCUGGUUUUAAUGUUUGCUGAUUUUCGUGGUGUAAUUACUCCCACCAUGGCCCGUUUCAAGCUGCCCAUGGGCUGUUCCUGGACACGGGGGCAGAGGGGGGACUCAGUAUUAUAAAGUGUUUCCCCCCUACAGUAGGUGGCGUGACCUCUAGGGCCUGGGAUAGUAAAACAGUGAAAAAAGUUUAGGAAGUGAGGAGUUUUAAGUAAUAAUUGCCUUUGGUUUUACUGUAUAUAUGUAUGUAUUAUUUAUAUAAUUUGAGUUUUAAUAAUGGCUGAAUGUAAGACCCAGCUCACCAAAUUCCUGAAAAUUUAACCACGUCCCUCAUGAGUUGCACAGCAGUUUCCAGCACAGCAGUUUCCAGCAUCGCAGCUCUUGGAUUUGCAGUCGACAAGAUUGAGGUGUUUUUGCAUGUUUUCUCCAUGGUAUCCACCCCCAUCCUAGGAGGUAUGGCCGGGCGCUCUGCCAGGUUGUUCUCCAGAGUGGUCAUCCCAGCUUACCUGCCUUCCCCCCAGCAGUGCCCACGGGCGUCCAUACCCCGUCGCAAAGUGCAGCCCUGCGGGAUGAGCAAAAUGAAGACGGGCCCUGGGGUGACAGGCAGCAUUUGAAGCGAAAGGGAGGCCUCUAUCCUGGAACACAGACGCAUCUUCUAAGCAUAAUGCUCAGUGAUAACACGUGAAAGCAGAAUGAGAUCUGUAACAAAUAUUAUUCGUUUAAACGCAUCCAAACCACAGAUUUUUUUCCUCAAGAACGCACGAAUUAAACAAACGCACAUCGGAUGUAUUUGAACAGUUGCCUAUGGGGGGUAGGGGUUUGUUCUGUCUGCAGUAUCUAUCCAGCACCACAUGGGAGCGUGUAUGUACCUGCAUCCAACAUGGUGUUUGCUGCUUGGUCUCCCCCGCCACCCUGGCCAGCAAAAGCUAUGCCGCUUAUAUGAAUCAUGUUCAAGGUUGUAUUCUUACUGCCUUUGAUGAGCUGUGCAAGAUUGCUCUUUUUUUAGGGCCGCACCCACGGCAUAUGGAGGUUCCCAGGCUAGGGGUCAAAUCAGAGCGACAGCUGCCAGCCUACACCACAGCCACAGCAACACAGAUUCCAAGCCCCGGCUGGGACCUACGACCUACACCACAGCUCACAGCAAUGCCAGAUCCUUAACCCACUGAGUGAGGCCAAGGAUCGAACCCUCAACCUCAUGGUUCCUAGUCGGUGGUUUCCGCUGUGCCACAACAGGAACUCCGAGAUUGCAUAUUGAAAUAAUUUUUUUUCAUAAAAAAAUAACGUAGAUCCUGUUUUUACUGUAUUUCCACACUUAAGCACUCUUUUUUUUGUUUGUUUGUUUGGUUGGGAUUUUUUUGGCCGCACGUGUGGCAUGUGGGAGUUCCCAAACCAGGGAUCAAACCCACACCACAGCAGCGACCCAAGCUGCUACAGUGACAAUGCCAGAUCCUUUAACCUGCUGCUCUACAGGAGAACUCCAAACAGUAUUUUCAAUAUAGGAGUCUCCGAGAGCAAUCAUCAAAGCCUAACACCAUCACGGCCCUUUUGUCAGUAUGUGGCCAGUAUUCACUGUAACAAUUGCCAAGCAACAAGCAAUUUCAGCUGUCUUAUUUGUGUUAUCCCACUUCAUCUUCACAGCAAAGAUUUGAAGCUUAGAGUAGCCCCAUGUUUUGCCCAAGAUGAGAGAACUAGCAAGGACAAGGCCGCUGCUGUCUAGCAAACACGGAGUGACCGGGUCCCUUGCCAGGGAGAAAGAGGGAGUCCAGUACCGACUUGGCUGGUAAGGGGGAGGAGACCCUGGGAUGCAUGUCUGCGUCUUGAUUACCCUUUCCUGCGUUCUUUGUUCCAACGCAGAGCGCAAAUACGACAGUGAUUAACAAACCAAUGUGAACUUGAUAUUAAGAAAAAGGUAAGGCUGGUGAGGACUUGGAAGAUUAAAAAAAAAAAACACCCUUGCCUUUAUUCACGUGAUUGAAAUAACAAGGCUUCGAAAAUUCACGUUUUCUAAUCUGCCCAAGGUCACACAGGAAAUUGUCCACAGAGCCAGGACAGGAAGCCUGAUUUCCGAGCUCUCAGACCAGGUGUCUUAGGAGGAGGACAAAUCCUAGAGACCUCACGGUGGUUACGCUAAAGCUCAGACCAGCCGCCGGACAGUCCCCAGCCUCUGUGUCCUCUGUCCUCACAGUGGUGGCACCUCCUCUGUGCUCCCAUGACUCAGCGGCUGUUGGCAGGAUCAUCCAUCCCCUGUGUGUCCUUCCACGAGAGGCGCUUCUGGGGGCCAGGCACUGCUCUAGGCACAGAGAUGCGCUGGUGAGUGUGUCACAGUCCUUGCACUGGGGACUUUACCUUCUCGUAAAUGUAUAUUCAAGAAGCCAAGUGAAUGAACAGGCAAUCAACCGAGGAGCACUGUAAAAAAAUUACGAGGUUGGAGUAAGGACAUAGUGAGUGAUGAGAAGGUUAAGGAAGUCAGAUAUGGGGCAUGAGCAGAGACCAAGGUGAAAUGAGAGCACAAGCCAUUCCGAGGUCUGGAGAAAUGGAGUUCCCGCUGUGGCUCAGCAGUAAUGAACCCGACUCGUAUCCAGGAGGUCAUGGGUUCACUCGGUGGGUUAAGGAUCUGGCAUUGCUGUGGCUGUGGUGUAGGCCAGCAGCUGCAGCUCUGAUUGGACCCCUAGCCUGGGAACUUUCAUAUGCUGCAGGUGCAGCCCUAAAACGACAAAAAAAAAAGAAAAAAAAAAAAAAAAAAAACAAAAAACACCUCUGGAGGAAGAACAUUCUAAGGAGAGAGACUGCCCAAAAAAAGCUCCAAGAUAGUGGUAAGCGUGGUCUGUUCCGACUCCAACAAAACUGCCAGUGACCAUGUCCCUGGUCCUGACCAAGGAGACUUGAGGACACAUUUGCUGAAGCGUAUCUGGAGACAGCUGCCUGUGAAUUAAAGAGCCCUCUUUCCCACCCACUGUCUGUCUUUUCUUCCUGUCUUGACACAGUUAGGGGAGGACACCGUGGCCAGAGCUGUGAAAAGCCGUUUUGCAAACAUGAGGCAAGAAGCAACUUCACUCUCCAUCAAACAGAACCAAAGAUUGGAGUCAGGAGCGGGAGAUUCUGAGAGCUCACUCCUAAACCGAGCACAGAGAGGUUGAGUAGCUUGCCAGACAUCACACAGCUCAUAUGGUGUAGAGUUAGGGACUUGAGCCCUGGUAUUUUACCUCCAAAUAGCUGCUUUUAUUUUUUGCACUGCCUCCUUUCCUUACCCACGGCCCUCUUCUCCAGCCAUGUGUGCUCCCUUUUAUUUAGUUCAUUCUGGGUAGGAAAGCUCAGUUCUCCCAGUCACCACAUGGUGUUGAGGACAGAACUUGGCUUUUGAAAUCAGACAGACGUGGUUGGAAUUGCCCAGUGUUCAACUGCAGAAUCCUUGCGAGGGUUGAGAAAAUGAAGCUGGCCUGAGCUUCCAGAACCAGUACCAAAGCCACACUGCUGACCCGAACUGCCAGGAGAGCUGCUGGCUGCAGCUCAGUGCCACUGUCCUGGUCUAGGGGGCAGCCAGCAUAAUCGGGAAGCAGCCACUGCCGCUCCAGCCUGUCAACGUGUCUGCCCCAAUCCACGCCACAGAAUGGGAGCCCGACUCCUUAUCUCAUCCGGGGCCUGUUUGCUCUUUCCACCACAUCACCGGUGUUCUGCAGCAUCAGUGCCAUUGUCUUCUUGUUGCUGUUAGCCCUCUCACCUCCCUAGUGCCAGAAAUACAUCUCCCGGAGCAUGUCCCCUGUCGCUGGUUCCCACCCACCCCAGCUCACCACAGUGACAGUUUUCCCAGAUUCUCCCUCCGCCAUUCCUGCCAUCCUUGCUUCUAGACAGGUGUGUCCCCUGGAAACACUCCCUGACAAACUUUCAACACACAACCCUCUGCCUCAGCGCCUGUUCACAGCGAUCUCAGUCCAAAGCAUUUGGUACUGGAAGUGGUCCUGGGAAACCGACCCUGAAAUGGAAGUUUAAUGACUCAGCCUUAAAAAAGGAUGAAAUAGUGCCGUUUGCAGCAACAUGGAUGGACCUAGAGAAGAUCAUACGGAGUGAGGCUCGGACCUCCGAAGGCAGAUCUCUGAACCUCACGGUAGGGUUCUUUAGCAGCCAGAAGAUGAAGAAUGCGUGACUCUGACCCUCCCAACACGCCAGGGUGGGAUCGCUCUUCGCCCCAUUUUCCAGGAUGUUCAUUUACCCUCCCCAAAGCCAUGGACUGGGAUGAAAACUGCUCCCAACUCCUUCCAGCCCUGACACGGGACGAUGACGCUGAAGUUUAUCUAGGAAGAGGCACAAAUCGGACAGCCGACCCUAAUAAAUCAUGGAGUAGGAACAGGUGACAAGCACACACUUGUACCCAUGUGACUUCACUUCUGCCAGCUCCCUCCAGCGCAGGACAAAUGGGCCGCCCCGGAUCCUUAACCCAUUGAGCGAGGCCAGGGAUCAAACCCACAUCCUCAUGGAUCCUAGUCAGGUUUGUUAACUGCUGAGCCACGAAGGGAAUUCCCAGUUUUGCUUUUUUUUUUGAAACACAGUCAUGCAUGCGGACGCAAUUCUGCACUAUCUAUGGCUGCAUUGUACUGCAGAGACAAAAGUUGGAAAGACCAUAUGGACACAAAGCUGAAGGUAUUUUCUAGUGCGUUACGGAAUAAGUUUUGGACUUCUGUGCAGCAUUCCAUUGUGUGAAUGUACUAAAACCUAAUUCUUCAUUUUAACGUUAAGGCGCAUUUGUGGAGUCGCCAAGUUGGGGCUGUUAGUAAUCUGCUAUGAACAUCUCACGUAUGUCUUUUAGUGAAAAACGCGUGUGCAUUUCCAUUGAGUCUAUUCCUGGGAGUGAAUUUGUUAAAUCACAGGGUAGACGUUAAGUUUAACCUUCUCAAAACCAUCCACCAGUCAUCCAAAGCGGUUGUGCCAUUAUUUCUCCCACAAGCAGUGUCUGAGGGUUUUGGUUGCUCUGUAUCCUCCUGCACUUGUAUUUUCUGUUUUUAUCAUUUUGGCCAUUUUCUUUGCUCCCCUUUUGGUGCUUCUUUUCUCUCUAGAAGUUACUUCUCAGCAUCAGGGGGUGACUGUUUCAUCUUUGAAUACUUUGUUUCCUUAAGAAACUCUUCAUAUUGUUGCCUUUUGGACUUUUAAAGAUCAGCAUGUGGAGUUCCCUGGUGAUCUAGUGGUUAAGGGCUAGGCGUUGUCACUGCUGUGCAUUAAAUAAAAAAUUUAACAUGCACGCCCCCACUUAAUGCUCUCUUCUCCAGAGAAAGAGAACUAAACAUUUCCAGCUUACUUUGUUGUUGUCGUUGUUGCAUUUUAGGGCAGCACGUGUGGCACAUGGAAGUUCCCAGGCUAGGGGUCGAAUCAGAGCUGCAGUUGCCAGCCUGUGCCACAUCCACAACACCAGAUCCGAGCCGCUUCUGUGACCUACAUCUCAGGUCACAGAUCCACAAAGCUGGAUCCUUAACCCACUGAGUGAGGCCGGGGAUUGAACCGGGGAUUGCAUCGUCAUGGAUACUAGUUGGGUUUGUUACUGCUGCGCCACAGUGGGGACCUCCCAGCUUCUUUAAAGUGGAUCAGAAAACACGGAUUUACAUGCCUUCACCAUCCUGGUUGCCUGGUUAACAACAGGCUUAGCAUGUCUGGGCCUCAGUUUCCCCAUCUGUAAAAUAAAGAGGUUUGAUUUCAUGAUCUUUAAGGUCAUUUUAAUACCAACGUUCUGUGUUAAACUCGGGAACCCCUGCAAAGAUGUCCACAUACAUUUCUAAGCAGGGGACGUCCCCCUCCCCUAAAUGUUCCUGUCACGUUUAUCUGCUGACGGUAGAAAAUGGAGACAUUUAUUUAUUCAAUUUCUCUUCCUCCAACAAAUAGUUUCUGAGUGCCACGAUGUUCCAGGUAAGACCCAUCAAGGGUCUCCUGUUCUAUUCCCAGCUCUGGCAGGAAGCAGGCAGGGAGAGUGGACUGGGUGCCUGGGGGACCCUGUAGCAUCCAUGGGAGCUUGUACCUGAGCCAAGCACAUUUUAAAAAGGCAAGAGUCAUGGGAAACGUCGCCCUGAUGAACCUCAUCUGGGGCGGGAGGGUGACGGAGGGGAGGGAGGCGUCGAGGCCGGGCCUAAGCCUGGUCCCUGGAGGAGGGUGAUGGGAUGGGGGAAUGCAGGUUUCGCCCUCAGCUUUCUCAGGUUUUAUUUCGUUCACAGGAUGCGACUCCCAGGCCAGACUGCUCAUUGCUUUCUCCUGGACCUAAGUCUGUCAGCAAAUCUGGUUGGCAGGCGCCUCUGCUACUUGAAUUUUGCAGAGACCAGCCUCAUUGAACUCACCCAAACACUGUCAACAUGUGAAGGCAGGGUGGAGAGAAUGCAAAUACUAAUGAGGUUUGUGCGAUAUCAAAUUCCACAGAGUCUGGUAGGAACACUGCUUUGACUUCUCUUUAAAAGAAAGCCUAGCUAGGAGUUCCUACUGUGGCUCAACAGGAUUGAUGGCAUCUUGGGAGGGAGCACUGGGACACAGGUUUGAUCCCUGGGUGGGCACAGUGGGUUAAGGAUCUGUUGUUACCACAGCUGUGGUUUAGGUCGCAACCGCGGCUUGAUUCUGAUCCUUGGCCAGGGAACUCCAUAUUCCAAGGAGUGGCCACAAAAGGAAAGAAAAGAAAACCUAGCUCUUGUGUGUUAAUUCAUUUCAGCCUCUCAAUAUAAGCCCGUGCAGUAGAGAUUGUCACCUUUGUUUUAAUGAAUGGGGAAACUGAUGAGAAGCUGCAAGUUUUAGAACUUGCCCAGGGUACUAGUUUCUAAAGGUGGAGCCAGGGUUAUGGACUUAGGCUGCCAAGCUUUACGGGCACUGCUCUUUUAAAAAAUUUUUACUUAUUUAUAUUAUUUAGUCUUUUGACCUUUUAGGACCGCACCCAUGGCAUGUGGGGGUUCCCAGGCUAGGGGUCCAAUCGGAGCUGUAGCCGCCAGCCUACGCCAGAGCCACAGCAACGUGUGAUCCGAGCUGUGUCUGCGACCUACACCACAGCUCACGGCAACGCCGGAUCCUUAACCCACUGAGCAAGGCCAGGGAUUGAACCCCCAACCUCAUGGUUCCUAGUCGGAUGCGUUAACCACUGAGCUACGACCGGGACGCCUAUUUUUAUUUUUUAAGUUUUAUUGAAGUAUAGUUGAUUUACAAGGUUGUGAUAAUUUCUGCCGUACAACAAAGAGGUUCAGUUACACAUAUACACGCAUCCAGUCUUUUUCAGAUUCUUUCCCCACGUAGAUGAUCACAGAAUAUAGAGCCUAGUUCCCCGUGCUGGACAGUAGGUCCCCGAUGGGCAGUCAUGCCACGUGCCUCAGUGCAUGUGUCAAUACAGGCUUUGCUGUUAAUCAUGAUAUUUUUACAAGCAGAGUAACGGAGCUUCAUGUUUGCAAGAAAACCUUCACUUAUAGGUCAGAAUUGGAGGCCUGGCGGCUUGGCCAGCUCUGGUGUUGGAACAGGGAGCUGGAUGACAUCCCAGGGGAAGCUACCUAAUCUAACUCGCCCCCAGUUACUGAUGGGCCCAGGAAUCCAUGCCCCAGAGCCACAAAGCUCACCUGCCUUAAUCGCACUGUCAAUAACAGCGCUGCAAAAAAAUCACUCCGUGGGAGCCAGGGAAUCCCCAGAGGAUGAGCCAGAUGCCGUCGUCCCCAGGAGAAGGCAGGCCGGGAGAGUGGACAUUUACCACGGCGUGAGGGUUCACCUGCCCGAGGUCACACAGCUUCACUUCCACGUCCAUUGAAUUUUGGGUACAUGGUGUUUUGCCUCGGUUUACAAUUCACUUCAUUAUGUCUCAUUAGCAUUCCGUGUCAUUUACAGGGUCAUAGAGAAGCUGAAUCUAUCAGCCGUUCUCCUAGGACAUCUGGCUAAUCCAUUAACUUGCACCACCAGUUAUGAGCCCUCUUUCUACCUGGUUAUUUCGGAGAUCACGGUCUUGACUGGCCCUUCCUCAUUUUGGUACAGUUCCUUCACUUCUGGAAAUCUUUGACUUAUUCACAAUAAACUUACCUGCUCUUUUCAACUCAUAAUCAGAUAUACUGAACUUCAGUUAGGAAACAGAAUCCCAUAUAUGCCAAACUUACCUACUUACUGAAACAUCCUUUUUAAAAAUCCUUUCUUUGAAUUACACCUAGAUUUGUCAUUACACAUAUUAAUUUUCCUUUUUGAUCAUUAAAGACUCAUGGCUUUUCACAGACUCCCCUUGUUCUUUCAUUUAUUUAUUUAUUUAUUUAUUUAUUUAGUCUUUUUGCCUUUUCUAGGGCUGUCCCAUGGCAUAUGGAGGUUCCCGGGCCAGGGGUCGAAUCGGAGCUGUAGCCGCCAGCCUACGCCAGAGCCACAGCAACACGGGAUCCGAGCCACGUCUGAGACCUACGCCAUAGCUCACAGCAACGCCAGAUCCUCAACUCACUGAGCAAGGCCAGGGAUCGAACCCGAAACCUCACGGUUCCUAGUCGGAUUUGUUAACCACUGAGCCACGACGGGAACUCCACCCCUUGUUCUUUUAAAUCGCCAACCAUAGCCCUAGUUAUUUUUUGUGAUCUCCAAGUUGUUACAACCUGACCAGAGGGACCCCUUUCCUUUUCAGCCAACUCCCUUGUUCUUUUAGCAACAGCCAGGCAUUUUGGGUUGCAGCCUGGUUUUCUGGCCAUCGCAAGAUGUCUCAGGCCAUUCUGAUGUUCCCCCUGGUCCCAGACAUGGACCCAGCUUCUUUGAAUGAGCCCUGGAUACCGCUAAGGAAAAACGCUAUUGAGAUCAAUAUGUGGGAGCUGAGGAUACCAGCGUGCUGGUGAUGAGACGGCACUCCGCAGCCACUGAAAAGAACAAACUAGAAAAUAUGCCGCUUCCUAAGGUCAUAAUUAUGUUCUCAAAUUGCUCAAAUCAUUCUGAUAUUACAACACUGUUUUCUCUUAUGCCAUUUUAAAUGGAUUUUUCUCUACCAAGUGCCUAUUUAGAUUUUUAACACUUCGCUCAGACUAUGAUUAUCCCAACCUCUGAUUUCAUCAUUGCUGUGCGCCUCCAGGCCAUCAUUUUGAGGUCACGUGUAUGUAUCCUUUAUUAAAACCCGCUUUCAGUAAGCAUCUUGUAAAAUCAUGUUUUCGUGUAUAUGCGUAUUUGUCAUAUAGCUGUUAGACAUAAUUAUAACAUUAUUGACACAAAUAUAUUCAGUUAUGUAAAUGUAUUAUCCUAUCACCAAAUGCUAUUUCAUGUUGAUACAUUCAGUGGCACAAAUUCACUCAUGUGUGAGCCUUGAGAGGCUGACAGCCACCAGAGGGCCAGAGGGGAACUCGUCUCCUCUAGGAACAAUCCCUGAAGCAGGAUGCCAUUUAUUAUAUGAUUUUGAUCAAUUUAUGUUUAAUUCCACUAAUGUGCCUUCAUGAAAUGGAGGCAUUUUGGGAUAGUAGGCACAUGGAAAGAAGACAGAUGUUUGCUGACUGAAAGGUGCAAAUCACCCGGCAGAGCCGGGGUGGACGCAUCUCUCCCUUUGCAAGUCUGGUCCCAGAGAAAAGGACUAUCCCCUUGUGUCUGUACACCUGAGGCCAGGCCAGUUUUCAGGAAUAGCAGGUGCUCCGUGACUCUUCUUUGAAUAGAGAAGAAAGAAAAUGUCAUGAGAAUAAUGGAGAAAAUCACAGCUGUCCCAAUAAUUAACCCAGGACCAUCAUUCAUAAUCCACAAUUUCUUUUCCUUUAAAUUUUACUUUAUUAAUAUUCUGAGGCAACUAGGUUUUGAGACACAUUUUAAAUGGCUUCAUUUUCAAAAUUCGUCUUGGUCACAACAUCCAGGAGCAAUCCAUCUGCUAAUCAAUAUCUAACCUUUAAAUGCUGCUGUCAGAAAGGCGACCCAGCACAAAACCAAUGCCGUCAGCCACCCAGAAGAACUCGGAUUUCCUGACAGAAAUCGAUUCACAGCAAAAUAGUGGUUAUUGCAAAUAUUUAGCGUUCUACAAGGGGAAGCUCAUCAAUGCAACUUUUUGAGCAGCUCACUUCCAAGUGAGCUAUUCUGACGGGCUCCACCUAGCCAUCUAUCUUGUGAUGUAGGAUGUGGUGGGUGUAUGCUAAUAGCCCUGGGCUUGCCUUGGCAUUGGCCCUUUCAGGGGUGUGGUGGGGAGUGUGGGCACAUCCUGGCAGGCGAUGUGGUAAAGUGGGGAGGAUACUGGGCAUGGAGAGACCAGUUCCACACCUGGGUCUUCACUGGCUUGCUGAGUGAUCUCAGAAAGCCACAUAACCUCUCUAAACACCCUUUUUCACUGCUAGAAAAGAAUGCUAGUCAUAUCUGUCCAAUCUAACCCUUCAGUUGUUGUGAGGAUGAAAUGAAGGAGUGGGGAGAGGAGGUAUCUCUGAACAUAUAUUUAAAAGGCUGUAAAUCUGGGGGUCUUACAAUGACUCUUUGUCUCCUAAGAACUGGAUUAAGGAGCAAGACAGGAUUAAGGAACUUCUGAGAAAUUAGCAUCAUCCUAAAGCUCAAUAUUCAUGCACGUUUUACUGACUGGAAAACAAGUGCCAAUGGGAACGAGUGUGUUCCCUGAGGAACACUGCUGUGCAGCAGGAUUUGUGAGAAAAGGAGAAAAAAACCUGCCUGGCUCCUGUGCUCAAGAAGCUCAUGGUCUAGCCCCUGGGGAGGGGGUGAGCAGAGAAGUGCAAUGGGCACGGAGAAGUGUGGGUGGAGCCGAAGAAGGAAUUCUCCAGCUAAGCAGCAAUAGAGGGGAGGUUAUUCCAGGAGACUUACAAUAGGCAAAGAUUUACACUUUGGUAUUUUCCAAAUUUCUCACUUGAAGUUUUAUUUUUACUUAUUUUCCUUGUCUCUGUACUGCAUGCACCAUUUUAAGUUGACUGAUUUUUAAAAAUGUAAAUGAGUUUAAAAAGAAAACUUUAUACGAUUGCUACCAUAAAUGAAAAAAGUUGUCCUUUUUAUAAACAGAAGGCAACCUUAAACAUACACGCAACAAGAAGUCAUUAAUUUAUUCAACAAAUAACUGUCAGACUCAGUUCUAGUUUCUAGAGCCAAGAGGGUGACCAAGGCGAGAUGGAGAAAAAUUAUUGUAAUAGCACGGAGAAAACACAAAAUGACUCAGGAAGGUUCCUUCGGAUGGGGUGGUCCCGAGGGCCCGGGCGCUAGAAGAUGUCAUUUAAGCAGAGGUCUGAAGGAAGUGGUGCACUAACCACCUUAACACCGAGGAGGAAAACGAGGUCACUACGUCUCAACCACACACUGUCACCUGCAGAGAGAAGGCUGUGAGCCAGGUUCUGGGAGCUGAGCAAGGGUUAGGGAGGCGCGCUCACACCCCACCGAGACUUUCUGCAAGACCAUCAGGAGGACGGAGGCAGCCUGUCGCUGGGUGGAGGUGGUUCCAGAUAGUUUCUGUCUCUAAGACUAAAUCAACUCUUACAGGGGUGCUCCUCGAGGAAAGCAUCCCACUUGGGAAACACUGCAACCUCUGAGAAGGAGGCAGGCUGUGACUGCCCCGAUUGACAAAUUAGGUAACUAAGGCCAAGAAAAGUUAAAUCUCUGGGAACCGGGACACCGGCGUGGAACUCUCCUUCCACGUCCGGCCCAGUGGUUCGGUUGCAAGGAUCGGCCAGCAGGUAGAUGAUCCAGGCAGAACAGGGAAGACUCCCAAUCCCGCAAGCCCUUUUCCAGGCCUCCCGUUAGCCCAUUCCCAGGAGAGGCUCAAAACGCGGAGCGACGGAAUCCGCGGAGCAGGACACCGAGCGGGGGCCGCCGACCCGAGCAUGCGCAGUAGCCCGGCCCAGCCAGGCCGCGCUCGGCGCGGGGGGAGGGUCGUCCGAGGCUGACGUCCGCGACGCCGGCGUCAGCGCCCCGGGAGGAGGAGGGCGAAGACUCCAUCCGCCAUGUUGGAUGCCGCAGAUUCGCCAUAACCGCGCCGGCUCUUUUCUUAAAAAAAUAAAAAUAAAAAGCGAAGCCUCAGCGGGUCGCCCCGCCUUCUCGGUGGGCGCGGGAGGGGGCCCGGAAGAGCCCGAGGCUUUUUUUUCCUCCGCGGUGGGGGCGUUGCCAUGGAGACGCGGGCGGCAGCAUGUGACCUGAGCCACAGCAGUGAUGAUGCUGGAUCCUUAACCCACUGUGCCACCAGGGAACUCCAGGAAAACCCGGCCAUCUUCAUGUGUAAAUGUUGUAACCUCUUCUCACCGAGUCAGGCAGAACUGCUCUCCCACGUUUCCGAGAAGCACGCCGAGGAAGGGGUUAACGUGGAUGAGAUCAUCAUUCCGCUCAGGCCUCUGAGUACCCCUGAGCCCACCAACCCAGGCAGAACCGGAGACGAGUUUUCGGUCAUGAAGAGGAAGAGAGGCAGGCCUAAGGGGUCCACGAAGAAGCCCAGCCCCGAAGAGGAGCUGGCGGAAAACAGCGUUCCCCCCAGUGAGGACAGUCGGCGGGCCCCCGAGGAAGGGAGCAGCCUGGCUCCGAGCCGCCUGGAGUGCAGCAAGUGCUGCCGGAGGUUCUCCAACUCGCGCCAGCUCCGGAAGCACGUCUGCAUCAUCGUGCUGAACCUGGGCGACGAGGAAGGAGAGGCAGGUAAUGAAUCUGAUCUUGAGCUGGAGAAGAAGUACAAGGACGAUGACCGAGAAAAGGCCCCGAAGAGACCAAGGACGCAGAGAGCGGAGAAGGUGCAGAAGGCGCCCUUGGGAAAGGAGGCCGCGCAGAUCUCUGGAGCCAAGAAACCCAUCAUAAGUGUGGUGCUAACAGCCCACGAAGCCAUUCCAGGUGCUACCAAGAUCGUUCCAGUGGAGGCCGGGCCCCCGGAAACCGGAGCUGCAGACCCCGAGGCCACAGCGGCUGACCUGGCGCCCCGGAGAGGGUACCAGGAGUAUGCUAUCCAGCAGACGCCCUACGAGCAGCCUAUGAAGUCGAGCAGGCUCGGGCCCACCCAACUCAAGAUCUUCACCUGUGAGUACUGCAACAAGGUCUUCAAGUUCAAGCACUCCCUGCAGGCCCACCUGCGGAUCCACACCAACGAGAAGCCCUACAAGUGCCCUCAGUGCAGCUACGCCAGCGCCAUCAAGGCCAACCUCAACGUGCACCUGCGCAAGCACACGGGCGAGAAGUUCGCCUGCGACUGCUGCUCCUUCACCUGCCUGAGCAAGGGCCACCUCAAGGUGCACGUGGAGCGGGUGCACAAGAAGAUCAAGCAGCACUGCCGCUUCUGCAAGAAGAAGUACUCGGACGUCAAGAACCUCAUCAGGCACAUCCGGGACGCGCACGACCCGCAGGACAAGAAGGUCCAGGAGGCCUUGGACGAGCUCUGCCUGAUGACCAGGGAGGGCAAGCGGCAGCUGCUCUACGACUGCCACAUCUGCGAGCGCAAGUUCAAGAACGAGCUGGACCGAGACCGCCACAUGCUGGUCCACGGCGACAAGUGGCCUUUCGCCUGCGAACUCUGCGGCCACGGGGCCACCAAGUACCAGGCGCUGGAGCUGCACGUCCGGAAGCACCCGUUCGUGUACGUCUGCGCACUCUGCCUCAAGAAGUUCGUCAGCUCCAUCCGGCUGCGCGCGCACAUCAAGGAGGUGCACGGCGCUGCCCAGGAGAGCUCGGUCUUCACCAGCUCCAUCAACCAGAGCUUCUGCCUCCUGGAGCCCGGCGGGGACAUCCAGCAGGAGGCCCUGGGGGGGCAGCUGCAGCUGGCGGAGGAGGAGUUUGUGUUCCAGGGGGUCAACGCACCCAAGGAGGCGGCCCGCCCUGGGGACCUGAGGCCCGAGCAGGGGCGGGAGCAGCCCGAGGCCCCCGCAGAAGGGCCCGCCCCACCCGUGUGCUCGGCCACCGCCCAGGCCGCCGCCGCUGCCGCGUCACCCUGCGAACUGGCGGCCUCUGAGGCGUCCUCGGACCUUGGUCUGCACGCGGGGGUUUCGGAAGAGUUCUUGUUGCAGAACGACGCCGCCGCCUCUGCUGAGGCCGCGGCUGCUCCCGAGAAGACCGUGGACGCCCAGCAGGGAGGCCCCGCCCCGCCCCCACCCCCGUCCCCUGGAGCGGACCGCCCGCCACUGCCGUCCACGGCCAAAGGCAUGGGGGCAAACCUGGAGGCCCAGGGCGCUGAGAGCCCCCCGGCCGAAGGGCAGAAAGUGGCCGUCCUCCCGUCCGAUGGCCCAGAUCCCGGCAGCAGUCUCAGGUCAAACCCAGCUGCGGCCUCAGACCCCCCUCCGGGAGCAGAUGAGAAGCACACGGCCCUGUGCCAGCCUGACUCUUGCUCGCCCGCCCCCGAGCACCGGGCUGGCAUCACCGCGUUCAUGAAGGUCCUGGACAGUUUACAGAAGAGGCGGAUGAACACUGGCCUGUGCGAGAGGAUCCGGAAGGUGUACGGGGACCUGGAGUGUGAAUACUGCGGCAAACUUUUUUGGUACCAAGUGCAUUUUGACAUGCAUGUCCGCACCCACACCCGGGAACAUCUGUAUUAUUGCUCCCAGUGUCAUUAUUCUUCCAUCACCAAAAACUGCCUUAAACGCCAUGUAAUUCAGAAACACAGUAACAUCUUGCUGAAGUGCCCCACUGACGGCUGUGACUACUCGACUCCAGAUAAAUAUAAGCUGCAGGCACAUCUUAAAGUUCACACAGAGCUGGACAAAAGGAGUUACUCUUGUCCUGUGUGUGAAAAGUCUUUUUCAGAAGACCGAUUGAUAAAGUCACAUAUCAAGACCAACCAUCCCGAGGUUUCCAUGAGCACCAUCUCCGAGGUUCUCGGGAGGAGGGUCCAGCUGAAAGGGCUGAUUGGAAAGCGAGCCAUGAAGUGCCCGUAUUGCGAUUUCUAUUUCAUGAAGAAUGGCUCAGACCUGCAGCGGCACAUCUGGGCUCAUGAAGGCGUGAAGCCCUUCAAGUGCUCUCUGUGCGAGUACGCCACACGGAGCAAGAGUAACCUCAAGGCUCACAUGAAUCGUCACAGCACUGAGAAAACCCACCUAUGUGACAUGUGUGGCAAGAAGUUCAAAUCGAAAGGGACGUUGAAAAGUCACAAGCUCCUUCACACCGCUGACGGGAAGCAGUUUAAGUGCACGGUGUGUGACUACACGGCGGCCCAGAAGCCUCAGCUGCUGCGGCACAUGGAGCAGCACGCCUCCUUCAAGCCUUUCCGCUGUGCCCACUGCCAUUACUCCUGCAACAUCUCGGGCUCCCUGAAGCGGCACUACAACAGGAAGCACCCCAACGAGGAGUACGCCAACGUGGGCACCGGGGAGCUGGCGGCCGACGCGCUCAUCCAGCAAGGUGGUUUGAAGUGUCCUGUGUGCAGCUUCGUUUAUGGCACCAAAUGGGAGUUCAACAGGCACUUGAAGAACAAGCAUGGCCUGAAGCUGGUGGAGAACGAGGGAGAGCCCAAGUGGGAGCCAGCCACAGAGGCGGCCGAGGAACCCUCCACCCAGUACGUGCACAUCACGGAAGCUGAAGAGGACGUUCAGGGCACGCAGGCAGCCGUGGCCGCGCUCCAGAACCUGAGAUACAACUCAGAGAGCGGUGACCGACUGGACCCCACGGCGGUAAACAUCCUCCAGCAGAUCAUCGAGCUGGGCACUGAGACCCACGAUGCCACGGCUGUCGCCUCGGUGGUUGCCAUGGCGCCAGGGACGGUGACUGUCGUGAAGCAGGUCACCGACGAGGAGCCCAGCUCCAACCACACGGUCAUGAUCCAGGAGACCCUCCAGCAGGCCUCCGUGGAGCUGGCCGAGCAGCAUCACCUGGUGGUGUCCUCCGACGAUGUGGAGGGCAUUGAGACGGUGACGGUCUACACGCAGGGCGGGGAGGCCUCGGAGUUCAUCGUCUACGUGCAGGAGGCCAUGCAGCCCGUGGAGGAGCCGGCUGUGGGGCAGCCGGCCCAGGAGCUCUAGGGCACACGUCAGACAAAGCCACGGGCAGGGCUGGCCAGGCUGGGUAGACGCCGCGGGCACCAGGACUGGGAGCCCCCAGCAGUGCCCCCCGUCCCCGGGUGCUCUCCUCUGUACUCCCUGCCCCGGCCGCCAGGUGGGGCGCUCCUGGUCCUGCUCUGGGUGGCCAUGGCGAUGGGCAUCACCAGCAGUACAGGAGCCCCGCCCCCAGCACAGACACCACCCUCCCCCCCAGUCGUCUGCUUCCGGAAAGACACUUGCAUCAGCUCCCCAAACAUGGCCCAUACCGCGUAGCCCCUUUGCUUUGAGACUCCAGCAGAGACCCCCAGCCCUCAUCAGCAUCUUCCCUGGAUCAGUCUCGGAGGUGGAGCCGAAUCUUUAUGUGGGACUGCUCCGCAGCCUGGUGACGGGAGACAGCCAUCGCAGAGAACUCGACCUCCUGGUUUUGAGUCCCCUAGGAGAGAACAGAGGGGAGGGGUGUAUCUACAAAGUUCUGCCCUCCUCAUGCAUCAAGGGCGCUUGUUAUCCUGUGAAGUAACCACGAUUUGAUGCCCCUCCCACGCUCAUCCCUGGUGGGGUCUCCGCUUACUCUCUUGGAAUCCUUCUGCUUUUUAAAUAAAUGCACUUUUUGCUGUUCACCUCCCACUCCAAGGAGGCGAGGUGGAUAGAAUAGAA
Molecule: messenger RNA, 29049 nt
Organism: Sus scrofa (pig)
Lineage: Eukaryota; Metazoa; Chordata; Mammalia; Artiodactyla; Suidae
Source: RefSeq, a predicted model, not a curated record